AUGACGUCGCGGUCGGCUUCGACGCCGCUCGCGACGCUCGUCCUCCUCCUCCUCGGGAUCUCGUCCGUCGCGAACGCGCAGCUGUCGCGGCCGAUCGCGAGGGACGACCACCUCGCGCGCGACGCCGACGCGAACAAGUACCUCGAUCGCGAGGCGAAGCCGGACGCGCACGACGACGAGCUCGCGGCGAUCCCGCGGGACGUCUGCCCGGCGAACCUCCGCCUUCGAUGGCAGACCGAGGUGAGCAGCUCCGUGUACGCGACGCCGGUCGUCACGGACCUGUUCGACGACGGCCACAAGGAGAUCGUCGUCCCGUCGUUCGUGCACUACCUCGAGGUGCUCGAGGGCGAGGACGGCGCUCGCGCGGGGGGGCGAUGGCCGUCGUUCCACGAGAGCACCGCGCACGCGUCGCCGCUCGUGCAUCACUCGUCCUCAGCAGGGACGACGAUCCUGCUGCCGACGUACGACGGCGAGGUGCGGUUCUACGACCACGCGGGGGAGAGGCUGGAGAAGACGCUGCGCGUGCCGCGAUUGCGGGUGAGGAGGGACUGGCACGUCGGCCUCGCCGCGGACCACGUCGACCACGCGCGCGCGGACGUCGGCGCGGAGGACGACGAGCGCUUCGAGAGCGGGUUUAAAGCCCCGGAGAAGAAGAAGGACGCGGGAACGCGCGCGCCGCCGCACGAAGCGCGACGCCGCCGCGCGAGGGCAAUGCUGCAAACGAACGGAGGAGGAGGAGGAGGAGGAGGAGGAGGAGGAGGAGGACCGGGCGCGGACGACGGCGGGCGGCGGCUCACGCGAAACGCCGCGGCGUCCUUUAAAGUGUUCGACAACGCGGACGCCGGCGACGACGCGGACGAGGAGCGCGUGGAGCCGGAAGGUUUGGGAGGGACGGGCGAGGACGACGACGCGCCGAGCGCGCACAGCACGUCGUUCGGGUACGACCGCGACCAGCUCUCGGAGAUUGUCGGCGGCGGGGACGAGGAAAACGACGCGUUUUGGGACGGCACCGACGGCGACGGCGACGGCGACGACGCGGACGCGAGCUCGAGCUCCAACUCCGACUCGGAGUCGUACGCGGCGCCGUCGAAGCCGGGGACGCGUCGCAGAGCGGGGUGGGACGACGAGGCGUUCGUUCAACCCGCGCACAGGCACGAACACGAGGACGAGUACGUGUUCGUGGACGCGCACCUGUUGUGCACGCCCGCCAUCGCGGACCUCGACGGCGACGGGCGAGAUGAGAUCAUCCUCAGCGUGUCGUACUUUUACGACAAGGAAUACUACGAUAACCCCGCGCACGCGGCGGAGCUCGGCGUGAACGUGGACAUCGGGAAGUACGUCGCGGGAGGGGUCUACGUCGCGGAUUUGGAAACCCUGGAGAUGAGAUGGCAGACGCACUUGGAUCUGUCCACGGACGCGGUGUCGUACCGCGCGUACAUGUACAGCGCCCCCACGGUGGUCGACAUAGAUCGCGACGGGUACUUGGAGAUCGCGCUCGGGACCUCGGUUGGUUUUCUGUACGUCCUGAGGCACGACGGCACGACGCAGAAACGCUGGCCGAUUCUGAUGGGGGAGAUUCAAGGCCAAGUGGCCGCCGCGGACGUGGACGGCGACGGAUACCUAGAGCUCGUCGCCGCGGACACGCGAGGGAGCGUCGCCGCGUUUCGAAGGGACGCCACGGAGGUGUGGGAGACGCACCUCGCGUCGCUCAUAUCCCAGGGCGUGACCUUCGGGGACGUCGACGGCGACGGCGAGCUCGAACUCGCGGUCGGCACCUCGAGCGGGGCGGUGCACGUGUUGUCCGCGGCGACCGGCAAACCGAAGCCGCCGUUUCCGUUUUACACGAGGGGACGCGUGAUGUCCCCGGUGCUGCUCGCGAAGUUAGGAUCCGCGUCCGCAUCCGACCCGGCGCGCGCGCGCGGCUCGCCCGGCGGUCUAUCCCUCGUCGUGAACUCGUUCGACGGGUACGUGUACGUCAUCGACGGCGCGCGCGCGUGCGUCGACGUGAUCGACGUCGGGGAGACGUCGUACGCGAUGCCUCUCCUCGACGACCUCACCGGCGACGGAAAGAACGAUCUGAUCAUCGCGUCCAUGAACGGCGUGGUGUACGCGUACGAGAGUUUGAACUCGCCGUACGACCCGAUGAACGCGUGGCCGUCGCAAGUGCACGCGGGGAAUAACAUGGUCGCCAGGGCGGGGUGGUACGGCGUGCGGGCGUUGGACCGAGGGUACCACGACGUUCGAGGGAAAGCGAUGGACGUCGCGUUUGAGAUCGUGGACGUCCGCGAGGGCCGGGGGCGCGGAGGUCGGAAGGCCAGGACCCCGGCCGUGUAUAAGUACGGGCCGUACGCCGUCGUCGUGUCGAUCACGGCGCCAAACUUUUCGCGUCGCGUCGCCGCGACGUUCGAGACCCCGGGGACGUAUUCGCUGCGCGUGGACGUCCCGAACGCGCGCGGGCGCGGGAGGGUCACUGUGCGCGUCGCGGACGCCACGCGACUCAACGCGGAGGACUCGUACUCGGUGUCGUUCCACAUGCGGUAUUACCGCGUGCUGAAGUGGAUCGUGGUUUUGCCGUUCGCGUUCAUGGUCGGCGCGUUUUCGGCGUUGACGGCGAGCUCUCUGGGGGCGAUGCCGACGUUCUCGAGCGCGAGCGGGUUCAACACGCGAGACGGAUUGGGGAAGCUCGCGUGAGUGAACGACUGUCGUAGUUUAGAUUACAGUAGAACAGAACGCUCAGGAUGUGUUU
Molecule: messenger RNA, 2746 nt
Organism: Micromonas pusilla CCMP1545
Lineage: Eukaryota; Viridiplantae; Chlorophyta; Mamiellophyceae; Mamiellales; Mamiellaceae
Exons: 1
Coding region: 1-2691 (896 amino acids)
Source: RefSeq, a predicted model, not a curated record